AUGGCAGGAAUCGCACUUAUUGGAGCAGGUAUUUUUGCUCGGCAGCAGCACCUGCCUGCUAUCGAGUCCUGUGCCGGUCUUGCCCUCAAGGCUGUCUAUUCCCGGUCGCAGCGCUCCGCUGAGGCUCUCGCUGCUGCAUCCAAGGACGCUAGCUCCGUUGCCAUCUACUUCGAUGUUCCCGCGGUCAAAGGAAAGUCUCUUGACGAUCUGCUACAGCGGGAAGACAUCGUUGCUGUUGACAUUGUCUUGCCGAUUCCUCACCAACCGAGUGUGAUCAGAAAGGCGCUCGCGACAGGAAAGCAUGUCCUCUCCGAAAAGCCGAUCGCCGGAAACGUUGUUGAUGGUCAGGAGCUGUUCGAAUGGUACUUGGGAUUGGGUGAAAGGAAGCCGGUUUGGGGUGUAGCAGAGAACUUCCGCUUCCUGGAAUCGCUAGCGUAUGCGGCUCAAAAGGUCAAGGAAAUUGGUGGGUUGUUGAGGACCUUCCGCCUGGAAAAGUACGGCUUUGUCGGGGAGGAUAAUAAGUACUUCAAUACCGAGUGGCGCAGAGUUCCACAAUAUCAAGGCGGCUUUUUGCUCGACGGCGGAGUGCACUUCGUCGCCGCACUUCGCUUCUUGUUGGGAGCCGCCGGGCAUGAACUUGACAAAGUCGCUGCCUUCACUUCCCUCCUGGAACCGAGACUGCUUCCCGCAGACACCGUCCACGCUGUCGCAUUCACGAAGGGAGGAAAGAGCGGUACGAUUAAUAUUACAUUCGGUACUGAGUUCAAGGACGUGCUGGAAGUAGAAGUUGUCACAACCAACGGUGCCGUGACUUGGACUCCAAACGCUGUGACGACCGUGAACAGGAAAGGAGACUGUUUGGCAGAUAAGGCUGUGAAGACAAAGGAGUUCCCCUAUUGCUCGGGUGUCCUAGCCGAAGUGGCAUCGUUUGCUCAGGCUCUCGAGUCCGGCAGGCUGGAUCUUCGGCAGAUGCCUGCCGAAGGGCUAAAAGACCUUGAGGUGGUACAGCGGAUGUUGGAAUCGGGGGAAGAUCAUGGGGUUUUGAAGACAGUUGCUCAUCCAGCGGGCACAAACUACGCACGACCUUUUCCCAGGGAAGAAAAGGGCUCCCUGUGUGGGACCCUCGCCAACAAGGCCGAAGAGGCUGGAUACACAAUCGAACCCGAGACGGUUACCUAUGCGCACUUGGUUGAGAACGUUCCCGGAUACAUCCUGGCCUACGACGGUAACCGCCAUCCAACCGACCCCGCUAUGGACAACGAGGUCAUCUCUGUCACCAAACGGAAAGGAGCUAGGCUGGAAGCUGAGGACACGGUUAUCCCGGACGCACCACCGGUACAUCCCACGACCCCCGAGGCUUCGGCUCACCCCCCGGAGGACACCGCGCUACCUGUCACAUGGACACGGCAGUCCAAGGAAAGGGAUGUCCCCGACUGCCAACACAAGGGACACCAGAGACAGGAUGAUUGUGAGCGGCACAAAUACGUGGUUGAUCGCGGAAGAUGUCUAGAGCCGAAUGACCGAAGAGACUGA
Molecule: messenger RNA, 1533 nt
Organism: Thermochaetoides thermophila DSM 1495
Lineage: Eukaryota; Fungi; Ascomycota; Sordariomycetes; Sordariales; Chaetomiaceae
Exons: 5
Coding region: 1-1533 (510 amino acids)
Biological process (GO): NADPH regeneration
Cellular component (GO): cytoplasm
Molecular function (GO): oxidoreductase activity; nucleotide binding
Source: RefSeq, a predicted model, not a curated record